Molecule: messenger RNA, 4469 nt
Organism: Clarias gariepinus (North African catfish)
Lineage: Eukaryota; Metazoa; Chordata; Actinopteri; Siluriformes; Clariidae
Gene: eif4enif1
Product: eukaryotic translation initiation factor 4E nuclear import factor 1
Exons: 19
Coding region: 760-3657 (965 amino acids)
Biological process (GO): negative regulation of translation
Cellular component (GO): cytoplasm; nucleus
Molecular function (GO): mRNA binding
Source: RefSeq, a predicted model, not a curated record
UGCUGCUGAGCAACUGGAGCGAGAGACCUAAGAAAGAGGGAGAGAGAGAGAGAGACAUAGAGAGAAAGAGAGCUCAUAUUAACAAAGUAAUAUUAGCCUGAGGUACAGUGCUGGUUCCGGUCAGCCUGCACUGAAGCGGCUGAGCUCACUAUCCUGUUUAACCCGGCUAACUUUACACUCACUGUUGUGCUUUAGCAGUUCAGCGCGCUUUAAAGGCUUAUCAUGCGUAAUAAUAGUAGUGAAUAGUGAGACCCGAGUUAGCUAUCCGGCUAGCCUUCGGAUUGUUUCCGACAGACGGUGAGCCGAGGUACAUACAAACGUGGAUAUAUUGUAGGAGCCAUAGUUUCAUUUCUUAGUGUGUUUUUGUGCGGGCGUGUGUGUUACAUUUUAUGAGACGUUUCCAUUUAAGACUUGCUUUUUGGUAAAAUAAUAAUAAAUACACAGCAUUAGUUUGUUUAGCGUUUGGCUAGCUUGGUUGGAAGCUCUUUCGCUAGCUCGUUGGCAGUGUAAACGCCUUUCCCCCCUUCACUGUUUUUUGGGGUUUCGGUAAAACACAAAGCACAAAUAAAGGUUUAAUUUAUUAUUGUGAGGACAGCCUAGUCCCUUGGGGGCACUUGUGUAUUUGAGACUCGGCGGUUGAGUAUAAAAGUUGGCUAAUUGUAGCAUCCGCUGUGUGAGGAGUAACUUGAGGGGGUUAUCUAGAAGCAGGUACUUGGAGUGUCCAAGACUUAAGCUAUCAUUUGGCUUUCUGCUUCAGUCAUGGAAAAAGAUGCCUGUAUAGAGGAUCAGGAAAAUGGCAAUAAAACGAUCCACAUUGCGAAGCCAUCGCUACUGAAUUCUGCCUAUCGAUACACCAAGGAGGAGCUUUUGGAAAUCAAAGAGCUGCCAAUUUCUAAUGAGAGGCCUGAGUGCCUGUCUCAGAAAUAUGACAGUGAUGGGGUGUGGGAUCCUGAAAAGUGGCAUGCAUCAUUGUAUCCCUCAGAAUGUGACUUAACAGGGGAGGCAUACAAGAGAGACUAUGCUGAGGACAGACCGCCCCUGAAACGUAGAAUUGCUGACCCACGAGAGCGUAUUAAAGAGGAUGAUUUGGAGGUAGUUCUUAGCCCCCAGCGUCGUAGUUUUGGAGGUGGCUGCCAAGUGGCACCUGCUGCCCUGACUCGGCGUCCCAUCAGCCCCCUUGAGAACAAAGAAAAUGAGUCACUGCGUCUCGGAGGCACACGGCGUAUUGGAAGUGGUCGCAUCAUGGCAGCACGUGGUUUCGAGAGGGACAUUCGGGUUGACAAAGAAAGGGAUCGGGAACGUGACUUCAAGGACAAGAGAUUUAGGAGGGACUUUGGUGACAAAAGAGUGUUUAGUGAGCGUAGAAGGAAUGACUCUUAUGCUGAGGAGGAGCCGGAAUGGUUUUCUGGUGGACCCACAAGCCAGUCGGAGACCAUUGAGCUUAUUGGCUUUGACGAUAAAGUCCUAGAAGAUGACAAACGGAAAUCUAAGCGCUCACGAAAGAGGACAGAGUCUAUAAAAGAAGUUGAAUGCAAUGGUGGUGUGUCUCAGGAGGCACAGGUGGUCCAUGAAGGAGGAGCUGAUCAGGAGGUUCCUCAUCCAGACAUUCUACCUGAACAAACAGCUGGGGAGUUUGACUUCAAUGAAUUCUUUAAUUUGGAGAAGACCAUGCCUGGCCUGGCUUCGAUGAUUGAAGAUGUGCUUGGUGAAGGGCCAGUCUCGGCUAGCCGGUUCAGCCGCUGGUUCAACAGUAAUCAGAGUCCUUCUGGUAGCCGUUCCAGCAGCCGCUCCACCCCUCAUGAAGAACUUGAGAAACUACCAGAUCCAUGCAGUAGUUCUCCUGGUCAGGGUCCAACACCCUAUUUUACACCAAUUCCUUUGGAAGAGAGGAGGGAGAAGGUGGACAUCUUGGAGCUCCUUCAUAAAGCCAAAAUUGACCUUAAGCCCCUUCUUUCCAGCUUAAAUGCAAACAAAGCUCAUCUCAAGGAGAACACUAACUCUGGGGUGGUGUUGUCUUUGGAGGAGGUUGAGUGUGGUUUAAAGGGGCUGAAAGUUCAGAAUGAGCAGCCUCAGUCAGCUCCCAGGCAGCUGCAGGCUCAAGGCAGAGGAACUCCUUUCAUGGCUGAACACCUGGAAGAAGCUCUUACAGGUACCAUGGGGGUCAUGGCACGGCCCCGUGACCCUGACAUGUCUGCAUUUAACAAGCUGGUCAGCAGUAUGAAGGCAAGUGGAACCCUGCCCACCCAGCCCAAGGCCAGCACAAGCAGCCUACAACAGUCUACAGAUCCUGCCAUCCUGAGCACCAUAACUGAGGCUCAGGUACCUGCCAUACAGCAGAAGAAUAUAUUCCAGGAGUUAUUGGGUGUUCAGGGAGCUCCGCGGGCAGGUUCUCCCCUCUUAAGUGGUCUGUUGGCAAACCCUGAAGCUGCACCUGUUUCUGUCCCUGGUUUGUCGCACCAGCGUGGUUCCUCACCCCCUCUCUUUCCACACAGAGGUCCCAUUCAAGACUUCUAUGCAGGCAUGCAGACGGGAACAGGCUUCCCUGUUGUCCCACAACAAAUUCUGGGAGAUCAAAUUCCUGAGAUGCACAGAGCUUUAAGUCCAGGCCCUACCCCACAGCAGUUAAGGGUGCUGUCUAUGGGAGUUGACCAGGCAGAAUUGAAUGCUGUAAUGUUUCAGCAGGAUUUGGCAUUACAUGGUUGCCAGUACCAGCAAGGCUAUACCAAACCUGGCCAUGAUAAAGCCUUUCGAAACAGGCAGACAAGGCUUACCAGGUCACCUGUUCCUCACCUGCAUGGCAGAAAUUCCCCUGUCAGUGCAGUCACUAGUAUGCUGUCUCCAUCUUUCACCCCAACAUCAGUCAUUAAAAAGAUGUAUGAGUCAAAGGAGAAGACUAAGGAUGAGCCAAUAAGUAGGCCAGGAAGCAAAGAGGAUACUGCAAACUCGCAGGAAGAGAGUCCCUCUACCAGCUCCUUCCUUGAUGGUGUGGACAAUGGUGGACCUCAAACAAGUGGCAUUAAAGCCUGCUCCACCCCUGUAUCUGCCCAGAAUCGCCACUCAAAGGAGGUUGAGCGAGCCAGGCCAGCCUCCACCACAGGACAGAGCACUCCUGCUAUGCUGUCACCAGGGUCCUCUUCCUCGUUUCCCAGACCCAUUUACCAAGUACCCUUUUUACCUCACGUCCCCUUGGUUAGGCCUCCACCACAACUGCAUCCUGGUGUGGUACAGAGGAUGAUAGCCCAGGGGAUCCAGCCCCAGCAGCUUGGACCUGCACUCUUACAAACAGGACUUUUCCCCCAGACUGUGGAUCUGUCCCAGCUGCAGGGUCUUCCUCCUGCGCUCCUAAGCCAGCCUCUGUAUCCACUGGGCACUACAGGACACCCACUUAUUCCCCCCAGAGCUGCUGGACCACAUGUGCAGUUAGCAGUCAUGCAACAACAAUUCCAGCAGCAGAGGCCUAGUAUACACACAGUACCCACUGGAACCCCGCAAUCACAGAGCCACAGCACGCAACGGACCAGCCACACUCAGCGGCGAGCAGGGAGUCCACCUCUUGGCCUGGCUAAGUGGUUUGGCUCAGAUGUGCUAGAGCAACCUCUCCCUUCCAUGCCUUCUACUAAAGUAAUCAGUGUUGAUGAACUGGAAUUCCGCCAGUGAUGACGACCCUGCAGCCAGUCAUAGAGUAAAGCAAGACCUCUCUUCCUCAUGGCCCUGUUUAGUUAAAAAAAAUGUGAACUUUAAUUUCUAUAAAAAUGUACAGGUGAUGGAGCCUUGUGUCUUUAAUAGGCUCGGUCAUAAACCUUAUAGAUGUUGAUGGCUAGAAGUUAAGAGUCCUGGACUACUUUUUUUUUUUUUUUUUUUUUUUUUUUUUGGUGUGGCCUGUUAAAAUUGUCCCAUCAAAUUAUUUAGGGAUUUGAUUUUUGUACUGUUUAUUUGCAGUAAAGAAGUAAAUAAUGUAUAGGCCAGAAUUGUACAGAUUAUGGAAAUUUGUUUCCUCCCUGUACAUAGCUUUUUUUUUUUUCUGCCCUGUUUUGCUGUGUGGAAGGUUUCAAAGUAAAUGGGGCCACUGGGGAGUUUUCCCUCCCCCACAUGUAGUGAGUUCCACAUGUUGUAGCCUUAGAGCUGGUCGGAAUGGGAAUAGGCUCCACUGCUGAUGACUGGUUUGUAGAACAAGAUGUGCUUACAGGUGUGUGUGUGAACAAUACUGUCCAUACCCAUACACCAUCUCUUGUGGACAAGUGUAGCUGGAACCUAGUCUAAGUGGGACUACAGUAUGUAUGUGCCUUUCCUUACUUUCUUUAUACCCUCUCCCCAACCUUCACUUUCUCCCUUAGCCAGUCACUAAGGAGAAGCACUGAGUUGAAUCACUUUUUGUUUUAGGGUGACAGGGGUUGAAUUCAAGAAAAUGUGCUCCAAAUUAAAAGCACAAUAAAAUGUUCAAUAAAAAUAUUCACUUUUGUUUUUUGUUA